AUGGAAGAAGAAGAAGCCUUACCUUCCUUCCAAAAUAUUGCCCAACAAGAGGUCAUGAAAAAGAGCAAUGCUGAUCUUUCAGCUUUGAAUAGAGAAAAUCUUCUUGAGCAAUCUAAAUGUUCAGACGACACCACAAUGAUCACAGCUGAUGAUGGUAAAACACAAACUAUUCAGGCCACUAUCACCGAAAAGUUAUUACAUCAAUUCUAUCUUGAGACGAUUGCAGAGAUGAAUAUUUUCGAUCCCUUCUCGAGCGGUCAUGACGAUCACACACCCAUGAGCAAUAAUAACCAAGAAGAAUCAGGUGUUGCCCAUAUCAGUACGCUCGCUUCUCCAGCUACAUCGAGCAUGAAUCGUACACCUUGCGAGGACCUUAAUGAAAAUGCCAUUGACAGCAGACCACAAUUACUUUCAAUCAAACGAGAAUUGGAACACGAGAUUUCUCUGAUCGAUUCUCAACUCUUUGACUUGAAUGAAACGGAAGCGUUUUUGUCAGCUGCCCUCAAUCGUUUAGCUGCAGAAAAUAGAAUUAAUAACGCUCUCAAGGAUCAUGAAGCGUGCAAUUUAGAAGAGUUGAAAGAGCUGUCAAAAAUUGUUGAAAUUGAGGUUGAAAAAAAAGAGUCAUCCGAACAAAAACAAGAUCAUCUCAACCAUUGCAGAAAAUGA
Molecule: messenger RNA, 666 nt
Organism: Naegleria lovaniensis
Lineage: Eukaryota; Heterolobosea; Eutetramitea; Acrasida; Naegleriidae
Exons: 1
Coding region: 1-666 (221 amino acids)
Source: RefSeq, a predicted model, not a curated record